GUUUACUUAUUCCGUGAUGUCAACGGAAGUAUUUGCAUCGAGCCUCGUCAUGGAACUACAGCAAAAACUGGCACGGAAGUGAAAUAAUUAAAGGUCACAGGCCAGUUUUUGUCAACACACGUGCGUCCCACACAAGCCAUGCUUUUUGAAAUAGAAACUUUAAAUUUCGGUAGUUUGAUCGUAUUUUAAAAUAAAAAAUGCCGAAAAAUAAUAGAUCGUCCUUGUCGAGCGAAGAUGAAGCGAACGCUCCUGCUGCAGAGUCAGCGGUAAACCCGGCAGAAUCCGAUCAGGCUACAAAGUAUCAGUGUCCUCCUGACUUUGUGACUUUCUGCCAUGAGCCCUGCAGCAGCACUCUAGCAGAAAACCUCCGGAAGAGCAAAAAUGAGUUAUGGCUCAUUAAAGCUCCUGCCAGCUUCGAUCCUAAAUGCUUCAGUGGCAUCAGGGUAUCCCUCUCUGGCCUGCAGAGCCUGAAGGUUCCUACUGCUGCUCCAGGUGGAGCCAAGACUGGGAAGGGGCAGCAAACCUAUAACAUCCUGGCAUCCAACCACGCUAUCCCAGAACUUCAUCUGCUCACCAGCGGCAAGCAGGCGUCAGAUGGCAUGGUUGUUGGUCCUGCUUUUUCAGGUCUGCUGAAUGUGUGCGAGAGCUACAGCAGCACCAAUCAGGCCCCUCAGGUCAUCCCUGCUGCUCCAGUGCCCUCCAUACCGCCUGGACUCAAACAGCGAUUCCAGCCCUUUGGCAGCAAGACCCCCACUCUGACCUGCGUGGCAGAGAAUGAGGUGGACGGAGCUGCCUUCGGGCCCUCCUCCACAACUCUACGACCUCUGGUAGUCAAGCGAUUUAUAGAAGUGGGUCAGGUAAAACAUGAGCGGGAGGAGGAGGAAGAGGAAGGGAGGAAAAAGAAGAAGAAGAAAAAGAAGGAAAAGCAGAUAAAAACAGAGCAAAUAGAGGAUGUGGUGACCGUGAAAGAGGAACCGAUAGAUGAAAUUCAGGAAGAUGCAACCCCGCCCUUCCAGGAGGGCGAGUAUUUGGUGGAGAAGAGGAAGAAGAAGAAGAAAAAGAGGGACAGGGAGCGAGAGGAGGUGGAGGAAGGACUGGAGCCCAGUGUGACGGUGAAGGAGGAAGAGGUACCUGUGAAAUGCGAACCUAUAGACUCGUUCUUUGAUGAAGUGGAGGGCUCAGGGAAGAGGAAGAAGAAGAAGAAGAAACUCAAAACUGAUGAUGAUUAGUCUGCUAUCAGUUUGUAUUAGAAGUUUUAGUUUUGUUUAUUUUUGACCGGAUGAAUAUACAUAAGAGACUGUCUACUGCUUAAAUACUUCAGCUUUAUUGUUGCCAAGACGAUGGCAAAGUGUUGCUUCAUUUCAUUUUGGGCUCACAAAGACAGUUUAACUCAGAGCGACUGUGUGCAGCCACAGCGCUGAUAACGGUGUGUCCUCACACAGCCAGCAUCGCUGGUUUGGAACCAGAGCAGAUCCCAGGGUGGACAGUGAGACAGUAGAGUUAGCAUUUGUUGUUUUUGUAAAGGUUGUGAGGCAAGUAUUGGAGACAUUUUACUCCAGGAAAACAAAUGUUAUCAAGUAAAUUCCAAACAUGAUUAAAGGAAGUGAAAAUGAGAAAAACGCCGUGUUUUUGUCCUGCUGCAAGUGAACGGCAGCGUUUCGUCGUGACGUCAUCCUGACAGAAUAACUCACGUUUGUGUUUAACUCAGCACUGCGACUUUGACACUCUGCUAUCAUUACACUGUAUCCAGUUUACUGAGGGGUAGUUUUCUAACAAUCUCUGUGAUGUCAGGCAAAAAAAAAAAAUCAAUCUGUUCUACGAAAUAUGUUCAGAAUGAACAGGGAAGUAGUAGAUGUUACAGUCCGCUGUAUAUUAGGCUCUGUUAUUUUGUUCUAAAUAUCCUGAAGAAAUAAAAUGGUUUAACUUGA
Messenger RNA from Archocentrus centrarchus (flier cichlid), 1928 nucleotides. It is a transcript of the gene polr1g, whose product is annotated as RNA polymerase I subunit G. The record is from RefSeq and is a predicted model, not a curated record. Gene Ontology annotation, biological process: transcription by RNA polymerase I. Lineage: Eukaryota; Metazoa; Chordata; Actinopteri; Cichliformes; Cichlidae. Gene Ontology annotation, cellular component: RNA polymerase I complex. The transcript has 3 exons. Bases 198 to 1229 code for a protein of 343 amino acids. Gene Ontology annotation, molecular function: RNA binding.